GCCCGGCGGCCGCGACUUCCGCUCGCUGCCGGCCGAGAACGCCACGGCUAUCGCAGCGGGGUUGCUCUUCCCAGAGAUCUUCCAGGACACGGCCUUUGAGCUGAAUACCAUGAACCCCGUGCUGCAAGAGCUGUACACCAAUAUGCUGAAGUACUGGAUCGCCGAGGUGGACCUGGAUGGUUACCGCCUCACGGCGGCCUCGCACGUCACGGCGGACUUCACGGCGUACCUCUCGACACACCUGCGCUUCUACGCCUCCGCGUUGGGCAAGGAGAACUUCUUCAUCGUGGGAGAGGUGAACCAGGCCACCACGCCCUUCGGCGAGAGCUACCUGGGUCGCGUGCAGGGCCGUGAGGGGCCGCGGACGCUGCCGAAGAAAGUGCAGGGUGUUUUGGAGGAGCUGUGCCAGUUGCCUGUCGCGAAGAGAUCUGGUGCCGGGAGGUAUUACAGUGCGCUGCCUGACCAAGAACCCGGGCUCCUUUCGAGCUGCCUGGCUAGAGUCGUUUCUGCUGGGGUGAUCUUGGCAGAUUGGCCCAUCCGUCCAUCGUCUGCCCUUGGGGCGUGUGACAUGAAGCGCCCCGCGCCACGUUGGAACCCGCGCCACGGGCGCCGGGGGACUCUCCUCGUCAUGUUGAUGGCGGUGGUGCCGAUGGCUUUUGUGGUGCCGGAGUGGUGGCGACAAGGAUGGCCACGACAGCAGAUGAACAGCAUGGCUGAGGCGGAGUUGCUAUCGCAAGUGGCUGCCUUGUUGAUGCUGGAUUCGGCUCCCCUCGAAGAAAUGUUCCGUAACUUCCCAGCCCCAGAGGGGUGGGGUGGAAACUAUUUGGAACCAGAUCUGAGUUUGUACGGGGUGUUGAAAGAUGAGGAUGCUGCAUUAUUUGUGGAAUAUGAUGGAUAUUGGCGCCAUGAGGAAAAGGAGGGGAUGGAGAAAGAUAUGAAGAAAAAUGCGGCGCUGUUGACCUAUGCCCCUGCAGGGUCAUAUGUGAUUCGCAUCAGCCAUACCACCAACAGGCCGUUGCAAGGGAAUGUUCUUUGGGUCAAGGCUGACACCUGGACUCGAGGUGAGGAGAAGUCACUGUCAACUGUGUUGAUGGACAUUUUCGUGCAGCUGAAGACUUCUGGUUUUGUGGAACUGGUGCAUCCGAGAGUGAGAAGUCGACUGGACAGUCACACUUGUAGCGGUAGCAGCAAACUGUCAUUGGAGGCACAGCUGCUUGUACACGCAACGGUAGUGGUAGGAAGUGGCAAUACAACAGAUGAAAUUUCGCACUUCCUGUCUGCGAAAGGAUUUUCACUUCAAGAUUGCAAGCUGAUGCAGCAGCAGGGAGUAUGUUGUGGAACGUCGAUUGAGCGGACAUUGCAACCCAAAAUACACUGGUUGUCAGACUUGGGGCUGACAAAGAGUCAGGUCGCGAAGGCAGUGGCCACUCAUCCUCUGAUUCUGGGCUACAGCAUCGAUCAGAACUUGAAGCCCACAGUGCAAUGGUUGUCAGACUUGGGGCUGACAAAGAGUCAGGUUGCGAAGGCAGUGGCCACUUCUCCUCAAAUUCUGGGCUACAGCAUCGAUCAGAACUUGAAACCCACAGUGCAAUGGUUGUCAUACUUGGGGCUGACAAAGAGUCAGGUUGCGAAGGCAGUGGCCACUUCUCCUCGAAUUCUUGGCCUUAGCAUCGAUCAGAACUUGAAGCCCACAGUGCGAUUGUUCUUAGAGUUGGGGCUGACAAAGAGUCAGGUUGCGAAAGCAGUGGCCACUUAUCCGCCAAUUCUCUGGUGCAGCAUCGAUCAGAAUUUGCAGCCGACCGUGCAAUGGUUCUUAGAGUUGGGGCUGACAAAGAGUCAGGUUGCGAAGGCAGUGGCCAACUUUCCUCAAAUUCUUGGCCUUAGCAUCGAUCAGAACUUGAAACCCAAAAUACACUGGUUGUCAGACUUGGGCCUGACGAAGAGUCAGGUUGCGAAGGCAGUGGCCACUUCUCCUCAAAUUCUGAGCUACAGCAUCGAUCAGAACUUGAAACCCAAAAUACACUGGUUGUCGGACUUGGGCCUGACAAAGAGUCAGGUUGCGAAGGCAGUGGCCACUUUUCCUCAAAUUCUGGGCUACAGCAUCGAUCAGAACUUGAAACCCACAGUGCAAUGGUUGUCAGACUUGGGCCUGACGAAGAGUCAGAUUGCGAAGGCAGUGGCCACUUCUCCUCAAAUUCUGGGCUACAGCAUCGAUCAGAACUUGAAACCCACAGUGCAAUGGUUGUCAGACUUGGGCCUGACGAAGAGUCAGGUCGCGAAGGCAGUGGCCACUUCUCCUCAAAUUCUGGGCUACAGCAUAGAUCAGAACUUGAAACGCAAAAUACACUGGUUGUCAACCUUGGGGCUGACAAAGAGUCAGGUUGCGAAGGCAGUGGCCACUUUUCCUCAAAUUCUUGGCCUUAGCAUCGAUCAGAACUUGAAACCCACAGUGCAAUGGUUGUCAGACUUGGGGCUGACAAAGAGUCAGGUUGCGAAGGCAGUGGCCAACUUUCCUCCAGUUCUUGGCCUGAGCAUCCACAAAAAUCUCAAGAACAAGGUGAAGCUUUUGCAAUGGUUCCUGACACCCAGCCGUUUUGUAGGGCUGGUCGCCCAAUGCCCCCGGAUCUUUUCGUACAGCCAGCAGCGGCUAGAGGACCGCGUGCAUGUUCUUUCAAAGCAAGGCAGUUUGGGCAAGCUGAGAGGUGCAAUGUCUCUGACAGAAGAAGCAUUCCACAAGCGUUUUGUAUCGCUUGUAGUGCGGAACAAGAAUCGAUAGCAAUGGAACAAUCCUCGCCGCCUUGAGUUUGCUCGGGAGGAAAUUAGGAAAAGGCCACUGCGCAGGGUGUUUGCCAGUUAGAGCAGUCAGCCAGGUUUGCUCACGCUGCUGUCAAGCGAAACAUACUUCCAAGACAGCCUUGUUCAAUCG
Cladocopium goreaui is the source of this 2926-nucleotide messenger RNA. NCBI's taxonomy places the organism in Eukaryota, Dinophyceae, Suessiales, Symbiodiniaceae. The record is from the annotation of a GenBank genome assembly.